Molecule: messenger RNA, 3517 nt
Organism: Arachis ipaensis
Lineage: Eukaryota; Viridiplantae; Streptophyta; Magnoliopsida; Fabales; Fabaceae
Source: RefSeq, a predicted model, not a curated record
UGUGUACAGCCAUUAUAAAUAGGAGAAAGGAGUUGAAUAUGGAAACACACAGAAAUGCAAACAUGUCUCCAAACACAAACACUUACACUGGCAUGGUUGUGAUUAUCUUUGUUCACCUUUAUUGCCUUGCGUUGCUAACGUCUUCUGAGUCAGAGUUGAUUGAGUGCAUUCCAAGUGAGCGGGAAGCACUUCUAAGAUUCAAGCAGCAUCUCACUGACCCUACAAACAGGCUGUCUUCUUGGAAUGCUUCCAAUCCCAACUGCUGCCACUGGGAUUAUGUUGUUUGUAGUCAUCUAACUUUCCACAUCCUUCACCUUCACCUUAACACUACUCUACCAUCAGAAUAUGUUGAAUAUCCCUUACCCAGUGCUGUCUGGCUCGCUUACGAGAGGUCCGAGUUUAGUGGAGCGAUAAAUGAUUCUCUUGUUGAAUUGAAACAUCUGAAUUACUUGGACUUGAGCGGCAAUAGUUUUGGAGGUAUUCAAUUUCCUACUUUCCUUUUUCGAAUCACCUCCUUAACUCACCUUAACCUCUCUUUUUCCGGAUUUUAUGGCAACAUUCCUCAUCAGAUUGGGAAUCUCUCUAAUUUGCUCUAUCUUGGCCUCUCAUAUGAUGCCCAUGGAAAACUUCCACAUCAAAUUGGCAAUCUCACCAAUUUAAUCCAUCUUGGCCUCCAAAGUUAUUUUGUUGAACCAUUGGUUGUUGAAAAUGCUGAUUGGCUUUUGGGACUUACCUCCCUUGAAUAUCUUGAUUUGAGUGGUGCUAACCUAUCCAAAUCAUUUAAUUGGCUACACACUAUGCAAGCUCUCCCUUCUUUGCAUGACUUAAAUUUACAAGCUUGUACUUUCGGUGAUUAUAAGCAACCAUCCAAACUUAACUUUUCGUCCCUGCUUUCUCUUACCUUUUCUUUUGCUCCCAAGUGGGUCUUUCAGUUGAACAAACUUGUUUCUCUUACAUGCAAUUCACAUGAUUAUGGCCCCUAUGAUAUUAGAGGUCCAAUUCCCGAUGGUAUUCAAAACCUUACCAUGCUUGAAAAUCUUGAUUUGUCAUACAAUUCAUUCUCAUCCCAUAUACCAGAUUGGUUAUACGGUCUUCAUCGUCUCAAAUCUUUGAAGUUAAGAGAUAGCUCUCUGACUGGGGCUAUUUCUAAUACUUUGGGGAAUUUGACUUCUCUUGUUACCCUUGAUUUGUCAGGCAAUCAGUUUGAAGGAGCAAUUCCAACUCUUCUGGGGAAUUUGACUUCUCUUGUUACCCUUGAUUUGUCAGACAAUCAGUUUGAAGGAGCAAUUCCAACUCUUUUGGGGAAUUUGACUUCUCUUGUUAGCCUUGAUUUGUCAGACAAUCAGUUUGAAGGAGGAAUACCAUCCUCUUUUAGAAAGCUAUGCAAUUUGAGACACAUCUCUUUCUCAAAUCUCAAAUGCAAUCAACAACUUUCUCAAAUCUUACAAAUUCUUUCUCAUGAACUCAAGAGUCUUGUGGCUUCUACUUCUCAAAUCUCAGGUCACCUCACCAAUCAACUUGGAAUGUUUCAAAAUCUUGAAAAGCUUGAUCUCUCCAGCAACAACAUUAUUGGAGAAAUUCCUCAAUCAUUCGCAAAGCUUUCCUCAUUAAGAUUUGUCGAUUUCUCCAAAAAUCAACUUACUGGAAAUCCAUUUAAAAUUCUUGCAUCAUUUACUAAAUUGUUAUCUCUUGCCAUAGAUGACAAUUUAUUUCAAGGGAUUGUACAUGAAGAUGACCUUGCCAAUUUCACUACUUUACAUGUGCUUUCAGCAUCAAGUAACAAUUUCACUUUGAAAGUGCAUCCCAGUUGGAAACCAAAAUUUCAACUUUUUCAAUUGAAAAUGAACUCGUGGAAGUUAGGUCCAAGCUUUCCAUCAUGGAUUCGGUCACAAAAUGAUCUUGUAUAUUUGGAUCUAUCUAACGUAGGGAUUUCUGAUCCCAUUCCCAUUUGGUUUUGGGAAACAAGUCAUCAUUAUUGUUAUUUGAACUUGUCUCACAAUCAUAUUCAAGGCAAGCUCCCAAAAGAAUCAAAGAUUUUUGAAUCUGAUGGAGCAGUUGAUCUUAGCUCAAACCAUCUUCAUGGAAAUUUACCCUUUGUGAGUGAGGAUAUGCUUUGGCUAGACCUCUCACAUAAUUCAUUUUAUGGGUUAUUAAUGGAUUUUCUUUGUCAAAAAUCUGACAACCAAAAAAUGUUACAAAUUCUCAAUCUUGCAUCAAACAACUUAUCUGGAGAAAUUCCCAACUGUUGGAGGAUGUGGCCACAACUAAUGGCGGUCAACUUAGAAAGCAACUCUUUUAUUGGAAGCUUGCCCUAUUCCAUGGGCUCUUUAUCAGGCCUACAAUAUUUGCAUAUACGUAACAACACGCUCUCAGGAAAAUUUCCUAUCAGUUUAAAAGAAAACAAGGAGUUGAUUUUGUUGGAUCUUGGAGAAAAUAACCUCACAGGGAAUAUUCCUAGAUGGGUUGGAGAAAGGUUGGUAAAUUUAAAAUUUCUUCGGCUCCGAUCCAAUCAUCUUUCAGGUCAAAUUCCCAACGGAUUAUGUGAUAUGAAGUUUCUCCAAGUUUUGGACCUUGCACUAAAUAAUUUGUCAGGCAAUAUACCAAAUUGUUUGAACCAUUUGAGUGCCAUGAUAAGUAAAACUAGUGCGAGUUCAUCCAUCCAGGAAUCCACGUUAUAUGCAAGUGAUACUAUAAGCAUGUUCCUAUCGGUGAAAGGAAAAGAUGCUGAGUACAACUACAUUCUCGGCUUGGUGAAAAACAUUGAUCUUUCAUCUAAUAAAUUGUCAGGGGAAAUACCAAUGGAAAUCACAAACUUAACUGGUCUGAUUUAUUUGAACUUGUCCAAGAAUGAGUUAAGUGGUCACAUCCCUCAAAGUAUUGGCAAUAUGGAGUCAUUGGAAUCCAUUGAUUUCUCAGGCAACCAACUCACAGGGGAGAUCCCUCAAAGCAUCACAAACUUGAACUUCCUGAACAAGCUAGACUUGUCCUACAAUCACUUGGAGGGCAAAAUCCCAACGGGCACUCAGUUGCAAAGCUUUGAAGCAUCCGAUUUUGUUGGCAACAAGCUAUGUGGUCCACCAUUGCUGCUCAAGUGUACCAUGGAGGGGGAAGUUCCUGAUGAGAAUGAAAAAGAGAGAAAGAAUGAUGGAGUGAAGUGGGUGUUUGUGAGUGUGACUUUUGGAUUUAUAGUGGGAUUUUGGGGAUUUGUUGGUCCAUUGUUCAUAUACAAAUCAUGGAGGUAUGCAUAUUACCGCUUCCUUGAUGACAUGUGGUACAAACUUCAAUCAUGGAUGUGACUUUAUGUUUCUCAUGUUUUAAUUUUCUGGUGUGCUUGGUUUUUCAUUUGUGUGUAUGUGAUCAGUUUGUAAUGUCUUCUUUUAUUCCCUUUCCUUGUAAUAGUGGAAAUAAAAAUGAAUAUGCACUUGUCCUGCAUGGCUUGUUAAAAUGUAAUCCAGUUAGUAUUGUUGUCGCUAUAAUAAUAACAAUGCGAGUUAGAUUUGUCACUGGCUUUGAGACA